AUGCAUCUCACCCAGCUCAACCGUGAAUGUCUCCUCCACCUUUUCUCCUACUUGGAUAAGGACAACCGGAAGAAUUUGUCUCUUACCUGUCACCAGCUGUGUGACAUCUUCUUGGACCCCUGCCUCUGGAAUAGGCUCCACUUCUGCUCCCCUUCGGAGUUGAGAAGGGACAACUUUGUGCUUGGACCUUUUCUACGUUACCUGACUAUUCGCUGGUACUCAAGCAUGGUCCAGAAAGUGUGCAACGUUGAAGACUGGAUGAAGAACACAAUUCAGAAGACCAUCUGCAGCAAACAUGAAAGCCUGGUCAGCUCUUUCCUGGCUAGUGUCUCCCACACGUGUCCAAAUCUGGUUCACCUAACCCUUUCUGGCUGCGCACACAUCACUGACGAGGAUGUCAUCUUCGUGUUGAAGAAUUGCAAGAAGCUGCACUACCUCCAUCUGGAGAACUGCGUCCGCAUCACUGACUACACACUAGAUGGGAUGGUGGCUCAUGGCAUCAGUCUGCAGGAGGUGAAGGUGGACUUCUGCAGGAAUAUCACUAAGGCAGGGCUGCAGACCAUUAGACAGAGGAGGCCGAGCAUUCAUCUGAGUGCGGAGAGAAGUGCAGGCAUGAUCCCCGACAGCAAGCCUGAGGAGAAAGUACCGUUCAAGACCCUGCAGCAACUCGUGUUCUUCUCCUGA
Messenger RNA from Scomber japonicus (chub mackerel), 684 nucleotides. RefSeq names its product F-box and leucine-rich repeat protein 22 (gene fbxl22). Gene Ontology annotation, biological process: SCF-dependent proteasomal ubiquitin-dependent protein catabolic process. Gene Ontology annotation, cellular component: SCF ubiquitin ligase complex. Lineage: Eukaryota; Metazoa; Chordata; Actinopteri; Scombriformes; Scombridae. The record is from RefSeq and is a predicted model, not a curated record. The coding region runs from base 1 to 684 and encodes 227 amino acids. Gene Ontology annotation, molecular function: protein binding. The transcript is spliced from 2 exons.